This is a messenger RNA of Bombina bombina (fire-bellied toad), 1712 nucleotides long. Its product is annotated as gastrula zinc finger protein XlCGF57.1-like. The record is from RefSeq and is a predicted model, not a curated record. The transcript has 6 exons. The coding region runs from base 163 to 1542 and encodes 459 amino acids. NCBI's taxonomy places the organism in Eukaryota, Metazoa, Chordata, Amphibia, Anura, Bombinatoridae.
CGAGCUGCUGCCGUCUCAGUACUCAACGGUAAAUAUGAACAAAGCCCCCUUUUCUAUACUGGCUGCUGUCAAUGUGAAGAUCACGUACAAUAAAUGUCACUGCGUUUGUCAGUAAAGGAGAAACAUAAGAAUAUCUGACAAAUUCAGUUGCUGGACAAGACAAUGUCUGACACGAACCAAACCUCAGAGCUUCCUGAUGCAGACGGAGGGCGUCUAGAGGAAAACACUGGGCUAUUAAAUGUGAAAGAAGAGGAUAAGACAGACAACAUGAAUAGUCAUCAGACUGAAAUACAUUGGUCCCAACCUGCCGACGAAGAUAUAGUGAAAGCUAAGAUAACAGAAGAUCUGUGUGUGAGGCGUCAGCUGGGAGCCCCUGAUGAGGAAACAAGUGACAAUAUCAGCUCAGAUGAAGAUAACGCUGAUAUAGUGAAAGUUGAGAUAACAGAAGAUAUGUAUUUGUGUGAUCAGGUGAAGACCGAGGAGGAUGAAGUUCCUAUAAAUACGUCUUCAGAUGGAUUCACAAACGUCUGUGACCCUAAUUAUGGUCAGAGUGCUGACACUUCCUUUAAUCUUUUUCAAAAUCAAGGACGCCACACAGGAAAUAUAUGUUCUGAAUGUGGGAAAUGUUUUUCCUGGAAAUCACAACUUAUUAGACAUCAGGAAAUUCAUAAAGGAGAGAAAGCAUUUUCAUGUUCUGAGUGUGGUAAAUAUUUUACUCAGAAAGCAUAUCUUAACACUCAUCAGAAAAUACACACAGGCGAGAAAUCAUUUUCAUGUUCUGAGUGUGGGAAAUGUUUUACUCAGAAAGCACAUCUUAUUACUCAUCAGAAAAUUCACACAGGAGAGAAAUUAUUUUCAUGUUCUGAAUGCGGGAAAUGUUUUAUUCGGAAAUCACAUUUUCAAAAUCACCAGAAAAUUCACACAGGAGAGAAAUCGUUUUCAUGUUCUGAAUGUGGGAAAUGUUUUAUUCUGAAAUCAUAUCUUAUUGGACAUAAGAAAAUUCAUAAAGGAGAAAAGCCAUUUUUAUGUUCUGAAUGUGGGAAAAGCUUUACCAGGAAAUCAAAUCUUGUUACUCAUCAAAAAAUUCAUACAGGAGAAAAGGCAUUUUCAUGUUCUGAAUGUGGGAAAUGUUUUCUCAUAAAAUCAGAUCUUAUGAAACAUCAGAAAAUUCAUACAGGAGAGAAAGAAUUUGAGUGUUCUGAUUGUGGCAAAUGUUUUACUCUGAAGUCACAUCUUAUUGGACAUAAGAAAAUUCAUACAGGAGAGAAAGCAUUUUCAUGUUCUGACUGUGGGAAAUGUUUUACUCUGAAAUCUACUCUUGUUACUCAUCAGAAAAUUCAUACAGGACAGAAACCAUUUUCAUGUACUGACUGUGGGAAAUGUUUUACUCUAAAAUCAUAUCUUAUUGAACAUCAAAAAAUUCAUACAGGAGAGAAAGCGUUUUCAUGUACUGACUGUGGGAAAUGUUUUAUUAAGAAAUCAACUCUUAUUAGACAUCUGAAAAUUCAUAGUGGAGAGAAAACAUUUUUAUUUUCUGAAUGAGGGUAAUGAUUUCUUAGGAAUUCUGCUCUUAAGUGUAUACUGGAUACACUGUUCAUUACUAUUGCACUGAAGAUUUCUCAAUUUUUUCUAAUGAACCUUGGCCAUUUAAAAAAAAAUAUUAUAGUAAUUAAAAAAGCUGAACAAAAUAAAUACUUAAUAUGUGUAUGAUA